This is a messenger RNA of Coregonus sp. 'balchen', 30904 nucleotides long. The record is from the annotation of a GenBank genome assembly. NCBI's taxonomy places the organism in Eukaryota, Metazoa, Chordata, Actinopteri, Salmoniformes, Salmonidae.
AAUGGGUUAAUCACAGUCAUAGAGGUUAUAUUAAGAGGUCAGUGAAGUCUUCUACCACUUGAUUCCUCCCCACUCUUGAUCCAGGAAAACAAAUCCUGAAGAAACUGAAGAAAAAACAACUAGAAUUAGCAAAUUGCAUAAACAUAACUCAACAAAAUGUACAACAAUCUAGCAAGAAGUUAUUGGCUCUUUUGUGUUACAAAGUGGAGUAGCAUCUCCUCCUCCACACCUUUUCCUGGAAAGUGUAGCCUAACAUCAUAAUAAAGCACAGAUACAUCUGUGUUUAAAGUAGUCAAGCACUGCAGUAUGUAUAGGACAUGUUUGUACUAUUGUUUAUAUAUCCUGCAAAUUUUACAAAACUCACUCACCUGGAUUUUCAGUCUCAGAUUGCUUUGUUCCGUGUUUCACAACCAGAACCCUAAACCCUAGCUGUAGUUUCCAUUCGGAAUUUUAUUCUGACGCACCGUCACAAGAAUAACCGGUGUUUGGGUAAGGUGAAUAUUUACAUUAGCGGUAGGUUUGAAUUACCAGGUUAGCAAACAUUGCCCUCUUUGUGAAAACGGGUAUCGUUUAAACAUACUAACAUCGCAUGUUAGAAUGUAAAACACAGUCGGGUUUUCUUGCUAAAAUCACAGUCUUCACCUUCAACCACCGGCAUGAACUAGCUAGCUAAGUUAGCUAGCUGCUAUGAGCAUAUUCAUUGAGUAGUGUUACGUUAGCCAGCCAGUUAGCUAGCUAAUUUGUUGUAUCACUCAUGCUGGCUCAGUAAGUUAGAUAAUAUGUUAGGCAACUUGCGAACUUUGUACAUAAGUUAAAGUAACAGGAUAAUUAACUUGCAAACUGCACUAUUACCCUCAAGUCCAAAGAUCAAGUCAGGUGACAGACAGACUGUUUGCUGAAAUUCCAGAGCUACUUCACUGUCUCUGACUUGAAGCAAAAACCAUCACUGUGGUCACACCACAAACUGAAUAUAUUCUGUGCCACUGCCUGUCUCUGAAUGUUUUGUUCUUUCAAAAUAAAAAGCGUGGCAUAGCAAGAUAUUUGCCAGCAGGCUAGCCUGCACAGUAUUCAUAGAGGUGUCACUGUGGAUAAAGGCUAACUGCAAGCCUGUCCGAAGUACAGUCAUAUCACCAUAGCAGGUAUAGCGCCUAUUCUUAUGAAAACAAUUUCACUUAGCCUAUGUUAAUUAUGAAUCUCUCUCAAAAUGAACAGGUAUUCCAUUGUAACCAUCGUGUGGCUUGACAUCAUGAAUAUGGACUUUUUAUGAGGAUAACACUGGUAGCUUUGAGCAGCAUAGUCUCCCAUCAUGUUGUCAGGGGCAGUAUGUCACUCAGUCCCUCUGUGGUGCUCUGCCUUGGCUGCUGGCUGCUUACAGUGUGAGGCAGGGCCAGGGAGAUGGCUGCUGGGAGGGGUCCUGAGGAGAGCCUACACCUCCACCAGAGCAAGGCAGGCUACAGCAGGGGACAGUGGCCCUGUGUUUUCCAGAGCCCCAGCGUACAGGGACAAGCUGGCCAUAGUGGAUGACAGUGGAAGCCACAGCUACAGGGACUUGUAUGGCAGUAGUAGGGGCCUGGCUGGGCGUAUCAAGGCAGCUCUGGACUGUCCCUCAGGGGACCUGCAUGGGAAGCGCAUCACCUUCCUGUGUGCCAACGAUGCCUCGUACACGGUGGCCCAGUGGGCGUCCUGGAUGUGUGGCGGCACGGCCGUGCCUCUCUACAGGAAGCACCCUCUAUCUGAGCUGGAGUACAUCAUCUCUGACUCCCAGAGCUCCCUGCUUGUGGCUGGGCAGCCGUACGCAGACACCCUGGAGCCCCUGGCCCACAGACUGGGGCUGCCCUACCUGCAGCUGCCCCCCACCUCCAGCCUCAGCUCCCUGCUGGAAGCCCCAGAGACCCAGCCUGAGCCUGGCAUCACAGACUGGGCCCAGCGUCCUGCCAUGAUCAUCUACACCAGCGGCACCACAGGCAGGCCCAAAGGGGUUCUCCACACUCACAGCAACAUCCAGGCCAUGGUAAAUUGGAUUAUUCAGUUGUUAUGUGCAUGAAUUGUGAGCAUAAGAUGAAUACUAGUGUUAUUCUGUACACUGCUUUUUAUCAUAAUGAUGUACUGAGGCAUGUUGAAUAUUUGAUCAGUCUGAAGGUUGGACUGAAUUAUGAAAGCUAAACUUCAGCUUUUUUUCAUUACUAAUACAAACCAGGUUUCCAUCCAACCUUUUUAGAGUAAAAUACAUAUCGGAUAAACAUGUCAUAACAGGCCUGAUGGAAACAGAUCAUUUUUCCGGUAAACUUUCCAAAUGUCGACUAAACAAAAUACGCUAGACAAGGUGUCGGUAAAAUGAAUUAUGCAAGAAAUGUAGGUAGAAACGCUUUUAUGCGCAAAUAUUGAUAUAAUAACCAUCAUAUCAAAGUAAACAUGGAGUCACGCGAUGACAUGUUUUGUGGUCGUCCCACUACAACUCGUCGGGAAAGCAUGCAGUUUAUUAGGCUACAGAUGAAAUAAGUUAUGAUGAACUUCAAAGGGUGGUGAAAGUGUAAGGUGAUGAGCUUGAUGCUGCUUUCCAAUAAAUAUCGAGGAUCUUAUUCUGGUGACAUGAUCAUCGAUGGUUGGCUGCCGUUUGACAAAUCAAAAUAAAUCUCGCUCUUUUUUCCAUAAUAAUCUCAUCGUGGAGGCUAUACGUGCGCAUCAUGUAGGCUAUAACGAACCAUUUAUUGUGAGACAAGCAUCAGUAUAGUUGAAAAAGCGAUGGAAACCCAUUUAGCUUGUAUUUUUUAUUUGGUACAUGGGAAUUGAACCGCAUAAAAUAUUUGUAUAUGCACUAACGUUACGUCAUCACCCACAGCCUUUUAUAUGCAACAAGUCAAUUAGAUGGAAACACAACUCAUAUUGUUUUUAUAAGGAUUUUAUAAUAUUCGCAUGAAAACCUGUCGCCAAUUGGAUGGAAAGUUUUUUUAAAUUUCCUGGUGUCGGUACUGUGAACUUCAGAAGUAUUUUUCUUUUGAGGUAUUAAUAGGGGUUCUGUUGAGACAGUUUUCUGUAGCCCAGUGGUAGUAGGUAAGAGGGUUGGGGGGGUUCCACAUACAACAAACACAGUGUCAUUUUGCUUUUGUUCCACAUGAGCUUUCUGAAUAAUCGCCCAAAUUAUUUCAUUACAUGGGGCACUUCAGGCUGUGGAUUAUUUUUUGGGGAUAACAUUUCAACCAAAAUUGUGGAAAAUUAGAUCACCCUCAAUUAAGGAGCUUCAUUUGGAAAUGACAAGCCCAGGGAGGGAGCUCAGUGAGGGAACACGGAAGAGAAGGUUCCUGGAAGGUUGAAGGCUCGGGCACACUAUCCAUUCCCUCUGCUCCUUUCAGCUGUUUGGCCCUGCUCACUGAAGACAGGGUUUUACUCUCUUCUUGCACUGUGGUUACAUAAAGUAUGUUUGAUAAGGGGUGGCAGAAAGAAACCUUAAGGCAGGACCACCAUGAAAGCUUUUUAGUGAGCUACCCAUCAUUUUUAAAUUUUUAAAUGUAACCUUUAUUUAACUAGGCAAGUCAGUUAAGAACAAAUUCUUAUUUACAAUGACGGCCUACCCCGGCCAAACCCUUUAUGACGCUGGGCCAAUUGUGCGCCGCCCUAUGGGACUCCCAAUCACGGCCGGGUUGUGAUACAGCCUGGAAUCGAACCGGGGUCUGUAGUGACGCCUCGAGCACUGAGAUGCAGUGCCUUAGACCGCUGCGCCAUAUUAUAUAGAAAGGAAAUGUCCAAAAGAACUGGAAGGAAAACAUUGUAUAACCAAAUAGCUCAGUGGAUCUCUCAUGAUUCUGUCUCCCUCUCUCCCAGGUUCAGGGUCUGGUGUCAGAGUGGGGCUGGUCCAGAGAUGAUGUCAUCCUCCACACCUUGCCCCUGCACCACAUCCACGGCAUCGUCAACAAGCUGCUCUGCCCUCUCUGGGUGGGUGCCACCACCGUCAUGCUGCCUACCUUCCAGCCUCAGAAGGUACAUUACAACUAUACUACACCACUACUGCUACUACUACUUGUAACAUGCUGUUUCAGUUGACUCCCACCUCAUGUCCUGUCUGUGUUCUGUCAGGUAUUCUACUGCAGUCUGCCUUGUGUGUGUUAGCAGUAAGUAGUGCCUAUGUAACACUAACAGUGCUCUGUAAGGGACUUCAGUGGAGGCUGUCUGUCCUCCUCUUGCGGGGAUCCACUCCACAAACCUGAACAGUGGAGACACACUGGGGCGGGAGGCGGGUGGGGAGUAGAAGGGGGCUUCUGUUCAACCUUAUCGGCUAGUUGUCAGCCAUCGGUGCUAAUUGUGGCAGUGUUGCUGUGCUGCCAGCACCGGGCCGGGAGCGUCAAUAGCAGAGCCUGGAGCCGAGCUGACACGGACAGGUCCAUGAUGCCCCCUCUGCCUAAUACCGCCGGGCCACUGGGGGUCGGGUGGAAGCAGCCAGGCAGGCAGAGCUCCAGGUUGGAUACCCCCCCCCCUCAGACUGUCACACUAAGCGUUUGGGGCUGGGUGAUGGAUUGCCCUGUGUGGCUUUGUAUCUGACCACGCCAACUCACAGCACAGGCUUUAGAGCCAGAUCAAUCGAUGAGCUGACAUUGAAGGAUGAUAGUGCUUGUUUGGAGAGGUGGUGGUGGUGUAGUGGAGUAGGGGGGGGGGGGGGGGUGUCAGAGGGGUUUUAAGGUCUAGGAGAACUUAAUGGGAGUCAAGGGUAUGAAUGACAGGUAAGGGCUGUAGAGGACAACCAAUAAAGAGGAGGUUUACUGUAGUAUCAGAGCAUUUCACUUUCUUUGUACCAAACCUGACCUUGUGUAGCAAACAGACAGCAGAUGCUUUGCUCUCACCCCUGAGGAUGCCUUGUAGAUUUUUCUUUCAUUUUCUUGAAGUCAUAAUGAGAAACAAAUCGAUAUACUGUAAUAUAUUAAUAUGGCUCUAGGCUAUUUCUGAGUGACUGUCUAAUAGACCAGUUGGACAUUGUACUGAGAGCAGUACACUGUAUAUACAAAAGUAUGUGGACACCCCUUCAAGUUAGUGGAAUUGGCUAUUUCAGCCUCACCUGUUGCUGACAGGUGUAUAAAAUCGAGCACACAGCCAUUCAAUCUCCAUAGAUAAACAUUGGCAGUACAAUGGCCUUACUGAAGAGCUCAGUGACUUUCAACGUGGCACCAUCAUAGGAUGCCACCUUUCCAACAAGUCAGUUCGUCAAAUUUCUGCCCUGCUAGAGCUGCCCCGGUCAACUGUAUGUGCUGUUAUUGUGAAGUGGAAACAUCUAGGAGCAACAAUGGCUCAGCCACAAAGUGGUAGGCUGCACAAGCUCACAGAACGGGACCACUGAGUGCUGAAGCGCGUAGGUAAAAAUCGUCUGUCCUCGGUUGCAACACUCACUACCGACUUCCAAACUGCCUUUGGAAGCAACAUCAGCACACUAACUGUUUGAAUGGACCUCGUGAAAUGGGUUUCCAUGGCCGAGCAGCUGCACACAAGCCUAAGAUCACCAUGCGCAAUGACAAGUGUCGGCUGUAUGGUGUAAAGCUCGCCGCCAUUGGACUCUGGAGCAUUGAAAACGCGUUCUCUGGAGUCAUGAAUCACGCUUCACCAUAUGUCAGUCUGGCGGAUGCCAGGAGAACACUACCUGCCCCAAUGCAUAGUGCUAAAUGUAACGUUUGGUGGAGGAGGAAUAAUGGUCUGGGGCUGUUUUUCAUGAUUCGGGCUAGGCCCCUUAGUUCCAGUGAAGGGAAAUCUUAAUGAUACAGCAUACAAUGACAUUCUAGACCAGGGAUGCCCAACCCUCUUCCUGGAGAUCUACCUACCUGUAGGUUUUCAGUCCAACCCUAAUUUAGCAUAUCUGAUUCAACUAGUUAAGGUCUUGUUGAGCAGCUAAUAAGUAGAAUCAGGUGUGUUAAAUUAGGGUUGGACUGAAAACCCACAGGAUGGUAGAUCUCCAGGAAAGAGGUUGGGCAGCCCUGUUCUAGACCAUUCUGUGCUUCCAACUUUGUGGCAUCAGUUUGGGGAAGGCCCUUUCCUGUUUCAGCAUGACAAUGCCCCGUGCACAAAGCAAAGUCCAUACAGAAAUGGUUUGCCGAGCUCGGUGUGGAAGAACUUGACUGGCCUGCACAGAGCCCUGACCUCGAACACCUUUGGGAUUAAUUGGAAUGCUGACUGCGAGCCAGUCCUAAUCGCCCAACAUCAGUGCCCGACCUCACUAAUGUGGCUGAAUGGAAGCAAGUUCCCGCAGCAAUGUUCCAACAUCUGGUGGAAUGCCUUCCCAGAAGAGUGGAGGCUGUUAUAGCAGCAAAUGGGGGACCAACUCCAUAUUAAUGCCCUGGCUGUUUUACCAAGAAGGAGGGUGAUGGUGUGCUGCAUCAGAUGAACCUGGGCCUCCACAAUCCCCUGACCUCAACCCAAUUGAGAUGGUUUGGGAUGAGUUGGACCACAGAGUGAAGGAAAAACAGCCAACAAGUGCUAAGCAUAUGUGGGAACUCCUUCAAGACUGUUGGAAAAGCAUUCCAGGUGAAGCUGGUUGAGAGAAUGCCAAGAGUGUGCAAAGCUGUCAUCAAGGCAAAGGGUGGCUAUUUGAAGAAUCUCAAAAAUAAAAUACAUUUUGAUUUGUUUAACACUUUUUUGGUUACUACAUGAUUCCAUAUGUGUUAUUUCAUAGUUUUGAUGUCUUCACUAUUAUUCUACAAUGUAGAAAAUAGUAAACAUAAAGAAAAACCCUUGAAUGAGUAGGUGUGUCCAAACUUUUGACUGGUACUGUAAACAAUCAAAAGGGCAAACAAUUCACACAAUGAAACAAUGAAUGUGACAGAAUUGGCGGGAGACAGCUGAGCCAUUCUGGAGAGAGACUCGCCUAUAUCUUCGUCACACACCCCUCCCCUUCUUCUUGUCUGAAUUUUUUUGUAUUAUACUCAAGACACAUUAUCUUCACACAUAUUUUAGAUGCUUUUCACUGACAGCUUCAACUCAAUAAUCAACUAGGCCUAUUGCCACGCGUGCUGCCCAAAUUAGGGCUUCCCAAAUAGGCAUAGUCCUACAAGCUUGUGAUUUGUAUAUUCCCGCUAAUUGCAUUUUGGCAAAUGUGUGAAAAUGAUGUUUUAUUGGCUGCUUCAUUACAUGAGUUGCAUGUUCUGUUAACAUGAAUUACCAUAAUCACUGUGGGUGGAUGCCCUAGUGGGUUACGCAACCAAUGCGUAUGGGUCUGGUACAUUUCUCAAAUGGUGGGUAAAUUAAAAUCUUCCCGGUCACGUUGUCCAGUGCCACAUUUUCCUAACGGAAACCCUGGUGUGUCUGUGUGAGUGGAUGGUUGGAGGUCCCUGUGCAUGACUGUGUCUGACCCCAGAGGAAGGAGUGCUCUGCUCAGUCGAUCAAGCAGAGGAGUGGGUGUGUGGCUCCAGCAGGCCUCCGGUGUCCGGUCUGGAGCGUGAAAUCACAACUCUGCUGGUCGGCUACUGCGUUGCAACCUAGCGUUGCCAAAAGCCCUGGUCAGCCCUAGAAAGCCUAUGUAAAUGACGAUCGCCAGAACGGCCAAACACAAUUUUUUUGGACAGCAGUUUUGGGCUCAAAAAUGUGUUUAGUUUUUGGGUGCCAUUCAGCCUCAUUCAGGAAUAUGGAGCGCUUCAAAUUCAAAUAAUUCCGGCUUGAUGCGCCAUCAGGAGUUUUCCACAGGAAUACGUGGAUGACGUCAGCGCUAUCACUAUCUACUGGUUUUAAUGUCUAUGGGCUCCAGCUCCAGUCAUGAGUACAGUAGGAGAGAGAACAAAACAUACCAGGACUGGAGUCUGGACCAGAGUCCAGGAGAGCAGAGAACCUGAGGUUAAUGGCAGGGAGGUCAUGAUCCAUCCUCACACAACUGAACUGACUGCAGCAUUGUGUGGUGGAGAAAAAGUAAUGGCUACAGGGCUAGUGGAGAAUAGCUGGGUGCUGCUGGGUUAAGGGCUGUUUGGGAUGCAGGCUGAAGCCGAGGGUCUCCAACAUAAACUCCCCCAGGUGGAGGGCAGCUCUUUGACGGACAUAAAUUGGCUUUUCCCCCCUCCUGAGUGGCUGCUGGGGGAAGCGCUCCACUGAGCUUGAUAGACACGGCCCAGAAUGCCCAGAACAGACACAGGAAAUAAUAUUCCCCUCUGAACCCCGCUAUCUAGUCUGUCCGUGUGUGGAUGUGUGUGGCUGAACAGAUAAAGUUUUGUGAGUUUGUGUGAAUAGAUGUCUCUGGGGAUAGUCCACACUUCUGCCUGUUUAUUUAAUAGACACAUCAUUUUUAAACCUUAAUUUAUUUUGAUUUUGCAAUAUUUAGAGCUUGAUGAUAAAAUUAGGAAGCAGAUAUGUUGAGAAGGGGUAGAAACCUAAAGGGAGUAGGAAGUAAAAGAGGGUGAUUUAAGAGGACAGGGAGGAGGGGAAGUUGAGAAAUUGGUGGCAGAUGAGGAGAGAAUCGGUAUGGGGGGUGAUUGAGAGAGGGACAGACAGAGGAAGACUGAUAAGAGUAGGGGCAGUGAAGCAGGAAAUUAUGAAAUGGAGAGAGUGAGGGUGUGUGAGAGAGAGGGAGAGAGAAGGAGGAAGAAUGAGGGAGGAGGUUCUAUGAGGGAGAGACGUGCGCGUGCCUCCCAGGGGGGACAGAGCCAAGGAGAAUCUGUCGUUCACCUUCAAUUAAUUCACACUGUCCUCCUACUGUGUGCUGGGGGUGCAGCCAGGCGUGCCAGGGGUGUGUAUGAGGGACUCGUAAUAUAUGUGUGUGUGUGUGUGUGUUUGUAUGUGUGUGUUUGUAUGUGUGUGUACUGUGUAAGUAGCUUUGUCCUUGCGUGAGUGUAUGCGUGGCGCAUAUGUAUAAAUGUGUAGCCAUGUGUCAGUUAGUCUCUAUUUAUGGGCAUCUGUCUCUGUGUAUGACUGGGAAAGAGGAGGAGGGGGCGACUGGCUCUGGGCUCCUUCACAAAUGCUCUUGGAACACAUUUGCCAAAACAAAAAAAAAUGCUAGGAAAAAAUGUUUUUUUAAAAGGCAAAGUGCCCCAGCGUUAUGACUGACCUCAAUAUCAUUCCUGUUGAAUUCCUCUCUAAAUGCUGUUAGACUGACCUUUACCGAUUCUGUCAACGUCUUUGUAAUAAACUAGCCUGUUGACAGUUUAUCUUCAGCCAGGCCCUCGCCUCGCUCCCCAUUUAUUGUAAAUAAUGUACACACAACACUAUGGCACCCUAUCCAUCUUCUUUACAUAUUGUAAUCUGGAUGUAAUGAUUUUGUUGGCAUUAAUAUGGGGUGGCUAAUCAAUCUACGUACAAUGUAAGAGACUGUUUUUGACUCCCUCCCUCUUUUCUCUCCCCCUCAGGUAUGGGAGGUCCUGCUCAGCUCCAAGGCACCUAUGGUGAAUGUGUUCAUGGCUGUUCCUACCAUCUACUCCAAGCUGAUCCAGCACUAUGAGCAACACUUCACCCAGCCACGUGUCCAGGACUUUGUCAGGGCCGUCUGCAAGGAGAGAAUCAGGUAACAAGAACCUUAUGGUCUACUUAUACUAGUAGCAAUACCACAGAAAAGGAGUAGAUCUGCACCAAUAGUAGUAUCAUAAUAUUCAUAUAACUGGACGAAUAUCAUUAACAAACUCAUUGCUUAUCUAUUGUGAUGAAAUUGCAUUCUUAAAAACUCUGACAAGACAUCUUCGGAGCGAAUGGGUUCUCAUGAAUCUGGACAGUAGUUGCUCAUUCCAUCAGAGAGUGAAUAGAUUGUUUGAAGGGGAAGGGAUAUGUGUCAGAGAUCAAAGGGAUGGGUUUUUAAAGAGAGACCAGGCUUUGUAGUGAGAUGUGACGGACGCUUUCUCCAAAUAUACCAGGGCUUAUGCUCAAGAGAGAGUGAAGAAAGCAGUGGGACACGACAGAUGGAAUGGAGUUAUAAACUCUAUAUAAAGCCUAGCACUUAUGUUACCCCAACCUAAAGUUGCAAAGCUGCCGGUAAUGUACCAAAGUGACCAGAAUCUUUGGUAAUUAACAUGUAAUUUAUGGUAACUUUGGUAAUUUAUAAUUGAGUAACUUUAAAAAACUGUUCAUAUAAAGUAUAAUUGUUUUAUGUUUCUAGUGGAUAGACCAUAUGGUUCAAGAGAAAAUGGCCUAAUUAAUCUAAUCAACAAUGGCAUUAUUUUUUAAUUAACUCUCUUAACAUUUACAACAAAGACAUAUUGACGUAGUAAAAUAAAUAAAAGUGUGUAAAAUAUUUCAUGCUGAAACCCCCCACUGAUUUCGCCUCGUUUUUCUGCUUGGUCAUUAAGAAAUGCAGCGGCCAAAUGAGAGUUGUCUUGGGGGGUGGUUUAAUGUGGGUGUCUCUUGUGUGUGUGUUCGCAGGUGACAAGCAUUUGUACAUUCACUCUUCCUAAACAGUACACAGUUGCAGUCACUCACCUUUCUAGAUAACUUGAAACAGUCAAACCAGGUCUUGUGUCUUGAAGUUGCCUAGGCUAGCUAGUGCUAGCCAACUUCUUUUGCCAAUUAGCUUCAGCCGGCUGGUGUGCGACCGUGGCAAAGUAAAUUUGACAUUGGAUAUCUCUAGUUAGGGAUGGUCAAUAAAUUACACAAUGUAAAUAGGACAAUAUUUGUAUGUUGCACAUUAAAUGCUUUCGAAUGAAUUAAUGAAUUAAUGACAUAUAUUUUUGUUUUAAAUCGCCAAUUGGCAACCAAUCCCUUAUGGGAUUAAUUGACACAUAAACAAACAUUACAAUAAUUCAAUUAUAAUUAUUCUUCCAGUGUUUCUCUGCAUUGCGCAUCGCAUAAAAAGUGAAAAAAUGUAAGGUAAUAUACAAUACAUAAUAGUAAAUAAUAAUUAUAUGCCUACAGCAGUAAAAUAAUAUACAUACAUACAGAUGAAUAACAUAUACAGAUAAAUAAAUACAGACACAUUAAACAGAAGGCAUUUGAAGCCAGUCUGGCACAAAGAGAAGAUUCAUGUGGGAGACAAGCCUUCACACCCCUUGGCAUUUUUCCUAUUUUGUUGCCUUACAACCUGGAAUCAUUUGAUUUACACAACAUGCCUACCACUUUGAAGAUGCAAAAUAUUUUUUGGGGUGAAACAAACAAGAAAUGAAACAAAAAAAACAGAAAACUUGGGCGUGCAUAACUAUUCACAGGUACACGUCAACUAUGACAGACAAAUUGAGAAAAAAAAAUCCAGAAAAUCACAUUCUAGGAUUUUUUAUGAAUUUAUUUGCAAAUUAUGGUGGAAAAUAAGUAUUUGGUCACCUACAAACAAGCAAGAUUUCUGGCUCUCACAGACCUGUAACUUCUUCUUUAAGAGGCUCCUCUGUCCUCCACUCAUUACCUGUAUUUAUGGCACAUGUUUGAACUUGUUAUCAGUAUAAAAAACACCUGUCCACAACCUCAAACAGUCACACUCCAAACUCCACUAUGGCCAAGACCAAAGAGCUGUCAAAGGACACCAGAAACAAAAUUGUAGACCUACACCAGGCUGGGAAGACUGAAUCUGCAAUAGGUAAGCAGCUUGGUUUGAAGAAAUCAACUGUGGGAGCAAUUAUUAGGAAAUGGAAGACAUACAAGACCACUGAUAAUCUCCCUCGAUCUAGGGCUCCACGCAAGAUCUCACCCCGUGGGGUCAAAAUGAUCACAAGAACGGUGAGCAAAAAUCCCAGUACCACACGGGGGGACCUAGUGAAUGACCUGCAGAGAGCUGGGACCAAAGUAACAAAGCCUACCAUCAGUAACACACUACGCCGCCAGGGACUCAAAUCCUGCAGUGCCAGACGUGUCCCCCUGCUUAAGCCAGUACAUGUCCAGGCCCGUCUGAAAUUUGCUAGAGUGCAUUUGGAUGAUCCAGAAGAGGAUUGGGAGAAUGUCAUAUGGUCAGAUGAAACCAAAAUAGAACUUUUUGGUAAAAACUCAACUCGUCGUGUUUGGAGGACAAAGAAUGCUGAGUUGCAUCCAAAGAACACCAUACCUACUGUGAAGCAUGGGGGUGGAAACAUCAUGCUUUGGGGCUGUUUUUCUGCAAAGGGACCAGGACGACUGAUCCGUGUAAAGGAAAGAAUGAAUGGGGCCAUGUAUCGUGAGAUUUUGAGUGAAAACCUCCUUCCAUCAGCAAGGGCAUUGAAGAUGAAACGUGGCUGGGUCUUUCAGCAUGACAAUGAUCCCAAACACACCGCCCGGGCAACGAAGGAGUGGCUUCGUAAGAAGCAUUUCAAGGUCCUGGAGUGGCCUAGCCAGUCUCCAGAUCUCAACCCCAUAGAAAAUCUUUGGAGGGAGUUGAAAGUCUGUGUUGCCCAGCGACAGCCCCAAAACAUCACUGCUCUAGAGGAGAUCUGCAUGGAGGAAUGGGCCAAAAUACCAGCAACAGUGUGUGAAAACCUUGUGAAGACUUACAGAAAACGUUUGACCUGUGUCAUUGCCAACAAAGGGUAUAUAACAAAGUAUUGAGAAACUUUUGUUAUUGACCAUAUACUUAUUUUCCACUAUAAUGUGCAAAUAAAUUCAUUAAAAAUCCUACAAUGUGAUUUUCUGGAUUUUCUUUUCUCAUUUUGUCUGUCAUAGUUGACGUGUACCUAUGAUGAAAAUUAAAGGCCUCUCUCAUCUUUUUAAGUGGGAGAACUUGCACAAUUGGUGGCUGACUAAAUACUUUUUUCCCCCACUUAACCUAUUUACCCCCCCAAAGUCAAUACUUUGUAGAGCCACCUUUUGCAGCAAUUACAGCUGCAAGUCUCUUGGGGUAUGUCUCUAUAAGCUUGGCACAUCUAGCCAUUGGGAUUUUUGCCCAUUCUUCAAGGCAAAACUGCUCCAGCUCCUUCAAGUUGGAUGGGUUCCGCUGGUGUACAGGAAUCUUUAAGUCAUACCACAGAUUCUCAAUUGGAUUGAGGUCUGGGCUUUGACUAGGCCAUUCCAAGACAUUUAAAUGUUCCCCUUAAACCACUUGAGUGUUGCUUUAGCAGUAUGCUUAGGGUCAUUGUCCUGCUGGAAGGUGAACCUCCGUCCCAGUCUCAAAUCUCUAGAAGACUGAAACAGGUUUCCCUCAAGAAUUUCCCUGUAUUUAGCGCCAUUCCAUCAUUCCUUCAAUUCUGACCAGUUUCCCAGUCCCUGCCGAUGAAAAACAUCCCCACAGCAUGAUGCUGCCACCUCCAUGGUGUUCUCGGGGUGAUGAGAGGUGUUGGGUUUGCGCCAGACAUAGCAUUUUCCUUUCAUCUGACCAGAGUACCUUCUUCCAUAUGUUUGGGGAGUCUCUCACAUGCCUUUUGGCGAACACCAAAUGUGUUUGCUUAUUUUUUUUCUUUAAGCAAUGUCUUUUUUCUGGCCACUCUUCUGUAAAGCCCAGCUCUGUGGAGUGUAUGGCUUAAAGUGGUCCUAUGGAAAUAUACUCCAAUCUCCGCUGUGGAGCUUUGCAGCUCCUUCAGGGUUAUCUUUGGUCUCUUUGUUGCCUCUCUGAUUAAUGCCUUCCUUGCCUGGUCUGUGAGUUUUGGUGGGCGGCCCUCUCUUGGCAGGUUUGUUGUGGUGCCAUAUUCUUUCCAAUGUUUUAUAUUGGAUUUAAUGGUGCUCCGUGGGAUGUUCAAAGUUUAGAUUUUUUUUUUUAUAACCCAACCCUGAUCUGUACGUCUCCACAACUUUGUCCCUGACCUGAUUGGAGAGCUCCUUGGUCUUCAUGGUGCCGCUUGCUUGGUGGUGCCCCUUGCUUAGUGGUGUUGCAGACUCUGGGGCCUUUCAGAACAGGUGUAUAUAUACUGAGAUCAUGUGACAGAUCAUGUGACACUUAGAUUGCACACAGGUGGACUUUAUUUAACUAAUUAUGUGACUUCUGAAGGUAAUUGGUUGCACCAGAUCUUAUUUAGGGUCUUCAUAGCAAAGGGGGUGAUUACAUAUGCACAAACCACUUUUCUGUUAUUUAUUUUUUAGAAUUUUUUUGAAAGAAGUUAUUUUUUUCAUUUCACUUCACCAAUUUGGACUAUUUUGUGUAUGUCCAUUACAUGAAAUCCAAAUAAAAAUCCAUUUAAAUUACAGGUUGUAAUGCAACAAAAUAGGAAAAACGCCAAGGGGGCUGAAUACUUUUGCAAGGCACUGGAGACACGUACCAUUUACCACAUAGAAGCUUUCAAUACUUGUAUUUGAAUUUCUACAAUUUAUAGUUGGUUUGAGGUUUUUAAGUCAUUGAAAUUUGGAGCUAUAGUCAUUUCAAAAUAUUGUCCAUGUACAUUGUGUAAUUUACUGAUGGGUCCCUAACUAGCCCCAUAGGGAUAUUGAAUGUCAAACCAAAUUGACCAUUGCCGUUACGAUUGGGUCGCAUGCAGCUGCACUCCGAAUGUAUGAUUACUUGGGUGCUGCCAGCUGUGGGCAUGUGGGCAGGAUUGAAAUAAUCCAAACCCAACCCAAGGAAAACUGUUACGGUACCCUUCAUUCCAUUUUCUAUCAUCUCGCAAAUCUCAGUUAAGAAAGAGACUGACUUUAUAACCAAAAAUAUCCUAUUUACACUUUGUAGUAACUGUUGACAAUAGAAUAAAUGUUUCUGACUCAUAUCAAUGCCACAUAGGCUGUUUUCAAAACGAGAAGUUGCUUUUUAGGGGUGGUCACCAAUGGUAUUCACUAAAUUGAUGGUUUAUAUUUAGGACAAGGAUCAUCGACUAGAUACAACUAGAUCGGAUGGUCGGGUGCCGGAACACAAUUACAAAUCAUUUGUAGACUGCAAAUUGACCCAUAAGAAGCCCAAACAGAUAUAAUAUUUGACUAAAACAUAAUCAUUUCAAAACUUGCUUACAUUUGUAUACUUGUCUCUCUAAAUUAAAAUCACUUGGAGCUGAUUUCCUGGUGUUUUUAAAGUAUUUUAUGUCCAACAAUGAAACAUUUAAAAAUAAUAAUUUAUUUAUUUAUUUAUUUUUUGCUCUGAAAACUUGGGGGGGGGGGGGGGGCAAAUAAAACCACCCCCGGGGCAAAUCCGGCCCAUGGGCCACCAGUUGGGGAAUCCUGAUUUAGGAUGAUGUUUUACAGCUUUGUCAUUACAUUUUUUCUUUGAAAAUCAUCUUAUUUCUUUAUUUGAUAUAUUUUACCUGUGAUGAGGUCCCCUGUAGCUCAGUUGGUAGAGCAUGGCGCUUGCAAUGCCAGGGUUGUGGGUUCGUUUCCCACGAGGGGCCAGUAUGAAAAAUGUAUGCACUCACUAACUGUAAGUCGCUCUGGAUAAGAGCGUCUGCUAAAUGACUUAAAUGUAAAUAAGGCCAGAGACACCUGUAAUAAUCUGGAGUACCCCAAAAGGCCACUAGAUGUCAUCUUGCAAAAUUCACCCAAAAACGUUAAAGUCACCAAAAUUCUGGUAGUUCACUGGUAAACUUAGAAAGUUUCCAGUAAUAUACCCUCCCUUUGCCAACCUGAAUCUACUCCAGUCAAUGUUAAGGGCUUCAUCAGAGCCUGGGCCUUUACUGAGUGUGACCCAGACUGCCACCUCUGUCCCCAGGCUGAUGGUGUCUGGCUCGGCCGCCCUGCCCCAGCCCACCCUGCUACGCUGGGAGGAGAUCACAGGACACACCCUGUUGGAGCGCUACGGCAUGACAGAAAUAGGCAUGGCCCUGUCCAACCCCCUGAAGGGGCCUCGCAUCCCAGGUACACACACCAUUUACCACCACCAUUUUCCUUUGUACAGUGACGUCAUAACCUCACACACAUCCAGUAACUAUAUGACAGUGAGUCUGUCUUUGAAUGAAUAUUACAACAUGCAGACAGUAAUUAGGCUCUGUUGAAGCUCUAUCUUUUUGCCCUGUCUGACCGUUGUCUCAGCUGUCUGAGGAACAUGGUGUUGAUCAGACUAUUUCUUUCUGGUUUACCUAUGUUCUUAUUCCAGGUGGCUUGGUAUCAAAGCUCUAUGCUGUUGUUGUUAUUGUUGUUGUUGUUGUUGUUGUUUCUGGUUAGAUCCUCAGGUGACUGGAGGGCUAUGUUCCUUUCUUUAGUCUUUUCAUUCCUCUUCUAGUCUUUAGAGUGGAGGAUCUUCAAAGCAGCAUUGUGACAAGGCAGGCUAAGUUGACUGUCAGUAGCCCAGCUAAUGCAGUCUCUGUUGUUGUGAGCGUGUGUUUGAAAUAAAGAGGCAGGUUCUAUUUAAUCCUGGGAGGUGAUUAUUAAGACCAGCUCUGAGACGUUGCGGUCGUAUUGACGUCUUUUCAGUAGCAGUCUAUGAGACACUUGUUGAAGAGCGUGUGUGAUGCCGUCUCCUUUUAAAGUAGGUUAAAACAAAUCAAUAUCAACCACAGCUCUCAGAAAAGAACACUCCAGUUCCCCCCUCUCCCUCCGGCACACCCACGCCUUCAAAACAACUGUCAACUGUUAACCAAUCAAAUUGUGUUUUAGUAUGACUUUAUUUAUGACAAUCUAUUAAAGACGUAUUGUCAUUUUAUGAGUGAGUAUAUACACAGUAAUACACAGGAAUACAAGAAUAAUGGUAAUAUUUGUAUCCUGUUGAUGGUUGUAAUUUGCGUCCAUGUUUGGCGUCACCUGAGAGGAGUAGGCUAUACCCUAAAGCUAUCUCUCUCUCAUAAUCUAUUCAUCUCCAUCUCAUUUGUAUUUUUUCUUUCAUCCUGUAUUGUUUUCUUUUUCUUUUGUUUUCCCCCCUCUAACACCAGUCCUGGCGGGAGACACAUGUCCCCUUUCAGCAGAAUGACUUUGAGCAUCUCAACCCCCACCCUUCCUGUCUUUCACUUCACACCCUUUCACCCUCCCCCUUCUCUCCUCUCCCCUCUCCAUCCCACUUUCUCCCUUCCCUGUGCUUUGUGUUUGGGGGAGGUUGUGGGGGGGUUUGAGCAGCAGUGCUCCAGCAGGGCUCCAGGGGGCGCAGGGCUGUCAGCUCCCCAGGGCGGCCCAGAGAGAGCACAGCGUGAAGGAAGGCUGCUGAAUUAUGCAUGGAGGAAGGCAGGCUUGGAGCUGCACCGCACACAGCUCUCUCUCCUCUCUGCCUGGUUGGUCUCAUUUGAAAACUCUGGCUGGCUGGUUGUGUGUGUGGCUGGCUGGCAUGGCUACUGCUGCAGUUGUAAUUAGAGGUUCAGAUGGGCCCACUGAUAGAGCCUUGUUAAUGGGCCUCUGUGCAGUCAGGGGAGCCAUUGUGUUUCUGACAGGGCUGUCGCCACAGGGCCGGCUACAUUCCACUACACACACACACACACACACACACCUACGUACUGUAUAUCUAUAAAGCUAUAUUAAUUCAGCUCUGCUUUAAUAGGCAUGAAGAAAAGGGCAGUAAUGAGAACAUGAGCAUAAUACGAUGUUAUCUUAUUCCUAAUACCACUGGAAUGUUGUUGUUGUUAUUUGAAUUGAUUAUUUCUGCUAUUUUCGGCAGAGGGCUGCUGUUGGCCGUAUCAUUUCAUUAGUCGUUUCCAGCUGUCACUCAAUGACCUUAUGUCCCUCUCAAUGCUGUCCUCAUUCCCCUGCAUGGUUAGUAAUUGUACCCUGUGUGGAAUGUGGGUAGAACACUACUCUGUAAUAUUUAUAUCUUCUAUUUAGAGUUUCUAGUCACUCGUUUAGCCCUUGAGACAAAGGCAGUGCUAUCAGAACCCAUUGUAUUCUUCACACCCAUCAUCCCCUUUUUGUAAUUCCACUCCAGUCUUUCUAUUCUGCCUGUAGCCUUUGAAGUGGCAGUCAAUCUCAAUUCUCUGUAAAGUAACGGUGACUUGAAUGUUACAUGGCUCCAAAAUAUGUCUGGCCUCCCUCCCGAAUAGAGAGAAAAAGCGAAGGAGACAGAGAGGGGCAGAGAGAGAGAUUGCUCGGGCUCAAGUAUAAAUGGAUUUUGGUUACUUUGUGAUUGAGGGGUGAAAGCUCUUUUUAUCACCCCAUCGUUGGCAUCUUUCUGCUGUGUUUGGAGGGUGAGGAGGAAUGAGGACACGCUGACGACAUGAGGACACGCUGACGUUGUUUCCCAGCGCACUGGGAAACAACCCCGGGAGAAAAACAAAAAGACAGGGACUGAGAUGGAUGUCAUCCUCUCACACAAAAACACUCUCAAAUGAAGGGGAUGGUGGCAGGAGGGAUAGGACAGGAAGUGGCUUUAGAGAGAAGACUGACUUAACAGAGAUAAACUGGCUGGUCUGGUUUUAAAACAAUGGGAAGAAAGUUUGUAUCUCUGUGUUUCUUGCUCUGCUGAUGAAGUGGAAAUGCAGUGUGUUUGAUUGGCAUUGCCAAUCAGGGCUAAAGUUGAUUAGAUCAAUAUGAAGCAGGGAGUUAUUUUGUAAUCAUGGCCUGUCUGCCCUGUUCUUUAUUGGGAGAGCAGUGGCCUGUGAAAUGACAUGGCCCACAGUGUCACACAGAGAGCGAGAGAGAGCAGGCUGCACAAAGGUUUCCUUCUCUUCUGGUGGUGGCAGUCAUUAGAGCUUAUCUCUCUAUAGGUCACACAGACAGAAGGAGAAAAUGCCUCAGGAGAGGGGAACGUGUGGGUGGUCACAUGCGUAUGUGUGGGUGGUCACCUGCGUAUGUGUGGGUGGUCACAUGCGUAUGUGUGCGCACUGUGUAGGAGAAGGACUGUCAUGAAAUCACUAUUUUCAUUUGUAUUUGUUGAUGCAAAUAUUUUGGGGAUAAAUUGUUUUAUUUAAAACUGUUAGCAUUAAUUGUGAUAGUGUAAUUAGUUCCAUUGUGUAUGCAUGAUGUGAGUAUUUACCGUUGUAUGUGUUUAUGUGUGUGCAGGUGCAGUCGGUGUCCCUCUUCCAGGAGUGGAGGUUCGCAUCGUCAUGACGAACGCAACCAGCACCACCAUCGCCGAGGGCAACAGCAGAGAAACUCAGGUAUUCAGUAGUCAGAAACACUCACAUCCAUAGAUACAGUAGGAGUAUAUUAAUCAGUCUGAGGAGUAUAUUAAUGUUGUUAAAAAACAUAUACAGUUAGCAUGUCCAGGACCCUGUCUGUCUUACCCAUCCACUUGUGUGUGUGUCUCUUUAGGUGCGUUCAGGGUUGGAGGGGAAGGAGGGGGAGCUGAUGGUGCGAGGAGACCAGGUCUUCACAGAGUACUGGAACAAACCAGAGGCCACCAGGGAGUCUUUCACUGAGGACGGCUGGUUCAAAACAGGUACAGUACACUGUCUCAGUCAGUAAACACACCGUCAUCUCAUGAUUUAUUGACUGGUAUGCAGCUACACAGGCUCUUAACUUGAGGGACAGCCUGAUGAUACAAUACUAUGAGAGGGCUGCAAAAGACUAGUGAAUAUUUCACAUGGCCACUAGGUCUGUGGUGGCUAGGGUUCACCAUGUUCUCUCUACUUCACCAAUUACACCCAGAAGACUGGAUGAGGCACGUUGUCAGAACUAUGUUUGUCAUGACCUCUCUUUCUCCAGGAGCUGUAUUUAAACAUUUAGGAAGAAGGCGUCUCGCUCCCCUCCAGUGACUGGGUUGUGAUAAAUGGAGGAUGUGUGUUUUUGGAUGCUGGGAGGCAUUUCUCCUCUCUAAGUGGUUGUGACUCCUCUGUGGGUUGGGGAGAAGAAGAACAGAGCUGUCAGUGGUGCAGAAGCAGGCUAGGCCCUCUCUGGCCCAGUACAUUCCCCCAAGGAGCCCCGCUUUAGAACAGGGCUACAGGGAUGGAGGAGCUGCUGAGAGAGAGAGAGAAAGAGAGAGAGAGAUGGGCAGGGAUAAAGGAUGGAGAGAAGUGGGCAAGAAAGAGUGGAGUAGGCACAGAUGGAGAAGGGGCUGCAGAGAGGGAGAGAGUUAGGGAGAGCUGGCAGGGAGGAAGGCGGGAGCUGGCAGGGUGGAGUGGGUUUAAUUGGCUUUAAGGGCUGGAAGGACAGAGUUCCAGUGCGCCGCACGCUGCUGUCACACUCCAUUAGGCCCACUGGCCGGAUAAUGAGAGCCAGCACAAUCAGCUCCCAGCAGACAGACCAGCCAGUCAGUCAGUGCCCUAGCCGGCCACUGCUACUGCCAAGCACCCUGCCUGCCUGCCCACCCGCCUGCCUGCUCCAUCCUACACACACAUACACAUGCACACACACGCACCAUCGCCUCAGGCAGCCUGCUUGCCAUGGCGACCCUGCAUCCACCAGCUCCAUAGGCAGCUAUAUCCUCACUACCAGAGGAGGCUGGUGGGAGGAGCUAUAAGAGGACGGGCUCAUUGUAAUGGCUGGACUGGAAUAAAUGGAACGGAGUCAAACAUAUGUUGGAUUUGUUUGAUACCGUUUCACUUAUUCCAUUCCAGCCAUUACAAUGAGGAUGUCCUCCUAGAGCGCCUCCCAGCAGGCUCACAUUACAGCACUACUUUACAUUUACUUUGACAUACAUGCCCAGGCCUAUUCACCCUAUUCUGCUGCCCCCCUCCCUGACACUGUAGGUGUUAGGAGUGUCAGAUCUGAUGCCACCUCAUCUGAAGGCUUGUGGCCAGUUCAUAUAGUUGAAUAGGGAGACUGGAGAAUGGGCACAAUGCUAUUCCCUGUCCAGUGCAUGGUUCUUUGGUUGUCAGUAUGCGUGAAGAUUUGCUCUGUUGGUGUGAAGGCAGGGUGAAAAGGUGUGAGUUUCAACAACAGUACUACUUACACUCUCCCUCACUUCCACCAACUUCCUCUCACACUCAUACCCUUUUCACCCUCACACCUGCUCCCCCUCUCCUCCUCUCCUCCUCCUCGCUUCUUCAUCUAACACUCCUACCUACCUCCACCCUUCCCUCCCAACCUCUCCCUUUCUUCACUCUCACCUGAACUAUCGGUCUGUCUCUCACCAUCUCAACUCUUAACCCUCUCAUCCUCCUCUUGGAUUUGACCCUGUGUGCUCACCCUUUACCAUACACACAGACUCCCUCGAGAGAGAGAGGGGGAAAGAGAGAGGGAAGAUGAGAGCGAUGAAGAGAGGGAGGAAGAGAAAAGAAUAGAGAGAGCCAAGAGAUCAACAUGGUUUCUGUUUGCCUGGCGGUAUCUUUAAUUGGGUAAGUGUGGCCUGACUGGCACCUCUAUGGAUAAGCUGUCACCCUGUUGAGUGCUCACUUUGCGCCCAUCUCCACACUACGUUUGUUCCCAUUGAUUUUCCUCACUUCUCUUUGUGUCAACUCACUCGCUCGGCCUCUCCUCUCCUCCAAUCUGCCCUGCUUUCAAACGUAUUCCUCAGUAGCUCCCUUUCAGCUGUCUGUGUCUGCUAGAUUACCUACCAGGGAGAGGGACAGAAUGUGUGUCAGUCUCCUUAACUGGCCAGUGGCUCCAGGCCACCUAUUGACAUGCCACCAGAUGUCUCUUCACAGUCCCCAAGUCCAGAACAGACUAUGGGAGACGCACAGGACUACAUGGAACUCUAUUCCACAUCAGGUAACUGAUGCAAGCAGUAGAAUCAGAUUUAAAACACAGAUAAAAAUACACCUUAUGGAACAGCAGGGACUGUGAAGCAACACAAACAUAGGCACAGACACAUGAUCACAUACACACUAUACACACACGUACACAUGGAUAAUGUGUUGUAGAUAUGUGGUAGUAGAGUAGGGGCCUGAGGGCACACACUUAGUGUGUUGUGAAUUCUGUAAUGAAUGUAUUGUAAUGUUUUUACAAUUGUAAAGCUGCCUUAAUUUUGCCGGACCCCAGGAAGUGUAUGCAGCAGCUAAUGGGAUCCAUAAUAAAUACAAAUAAAAACAAAUCAUUCACACUGGCUUAGAGUUACUGACUGUUUGAUUUGGGUCUAACCAUGCCAAACACUAAUGAUGAACCAGUCUCUGGACAUAGCAACUGAAACCAUACCUCCACUAGUCUCAUCCCUCUUUCAGGAUCUUAACAUCAUUUCAACCUCGUGACAACCGUGCUGACACACAAGCACACAGACGGUGUGAGGAAUCCUGCCAAGGUCUAACGCCAUCAUGAAUUCAUAACCUAUGUUGUGGAUGGAUCGUUAUCUUCGACUCCCUCCAUGAAAUAUUGACUGUUGCGGUCAGAUUUAUUCUGCCUCUGGUGUUUGUGUGCAGGCUCCCUGCCUGUGUGGUUAGGCUCUUACUAAUAAGUUUUUUCCAUUGUACCAGUGCAGUCCUUAAGACUGUCCCUCGUAAACAAGACCAUUAAUUUAUUAGCGGUAGCGCUACAGAGAUAGAAAUGGAGAGAGAGGGGUAGAGGAAGAGAGCGGGAGAGACUGGGAGAAGUGGGGUUCAGCUGGUCUCCAGCGCUCUAGCAGGACAGCUCACUCUUUCCCCGGAAUGGAUUAUGCGCUGAAAAACAAUAAAUAAAUAUAUCAAUAAAUAAAGAUGGCUGGGAGGGAGGGAAAGCAUUAGCAAUUUUCCAAAUGCUGCGUGCACAUACUUAUGAAUAAUGGAGGCAUCUUAAAAGUUGCCAGUGCUCGGGUAAGCACUGUUUGGGGACUGCACAUUAGCCUUGCUGUGCUCGUAAAUAACAGGCAGGCCUGGAUGUGGGUGUGCAGGCCACUGGAGGGAGAGGGGAGAAUGUUAACUAGGGUGAGAGGAGAGGAGUGGAGCUCAACCUCCCUCAGAUCAUCUCAGGGCAGAAAGGAGAGCAGAACCUCUCACAGAGCCAGGCUCAUUACCGUUACAUUACCACACACACCGCAAGCACACACAAACCACAAGUGCAAACACACAUACACUACAGUAUAUAUACUGUAUAUUAGAUUUUUUUAAAUGAUACUUGGAGUUAUAGAAUCAAUAUAAUAUCGUCAAAAAUAAUGUGGCGAUACUCUCCUGUAUCGAUUUUCCCCCCAUCACUAGUCUGUGGUCCGUUGAUUUUGUGUGUAGUUUGUACUGUGGCCGGAUUUUGCAUUCAAUCUGCAAAUAUUUUUUACAUUUGUGUGUGUGUGCUCAGUGCGUGUUAGGUUUUAAAGUUUUGUCAGUCUUAACCUCUCAGCUGAGGUGAAAAGUCUGCAGGACAGACAGACAGUCAGCAGUGUGCCUUAUUUUCCAGGCAGGCAGGCAUCGCUAGUGAUUUAAGCGUUCCGCCAUUGCUCCCAGCAGUGUUCUUCUCCCCUAUGCGUCUCUCCUCCUCUCCCUUCCUCCCUCUCCCCUCUCCCCUCCCAAUGUCACAUUUCACCUCCGCUCAGAACGCGGUGCCCCUCCAAUGUCACGUUCCCCUCAUGGCUCUACCGCCCACCUUCCCCUUGUUCCAUUUCCCCUAUGGUAAGGCUACACAUCCAUUCCAAUGAUAUGUUCCAAUCAAGGUGUUGACAUGUGGAGCUCUGUGUAGCCAUAUACUCUGGUAAAGGUAUUGUACUUCAACUCAGUAAGCACUUGUGUCUGCAGGAUAUGUGGUAAGCCACUAGUUCUACAUUGGAAUGCUAUAAACAUUCUGUGUGCCCAAAGAAGAAACAAAGACUGGUAGAACAGCCCACAUUAGGUUUAUUGACCUACUCUACUUUUGUCUUGGCAUUUAUUUUCUAUUUUUAGUGGAAAGACUGAUUGAUAAAUAGUGAGUAUUUUCUGAGCUGGCUGUCAACUGGAGACAUGCUGUGGCUGAUGGCAGAUGGAAGGGGAUGGAGGGACCUCUUUGUGUUGUUCUGAUAGAGUUGGCCAUGAGAUGAGAGGAUGGAGGUAUAGGUAGGAUGGAAGGAACAGGCUGUAAGUAUUUUUAGACUCACUGAUAAGGCAGGGAAAUGCCUACAGUACAUUGAUAGGCAUACUAGCAUUACCACUACAGUGGAGGCAGUGUGCUGCCAUGUUGAACUCUGCUAUGUCUUUGUAUAAAUGGUUACUGUUUCGAUUUUAGGGAGCUUGCUACUGCACCGGCUCUUGUGUGUCAACAUGGUGAACAGUUGCAUGCAGACUGUAGUCAAGUAGUUAGUGUAAGUACACGCCAGAUCUCCGGGAGAGGUUAUCAAUCGUAGAAGUUUUGCUCGCUAUCUCACCAAGACGAUAAGCAACCGCGAGCAACAUAGUCAGUAACAUUAACAUAAAGCAAUUCUCUCCCUUUAAUUGCAUUGUAUUAAACAAAUUAGAUCACUCAUCCAAGUGCGAAGCCGCUUUCUUGUACGAUAUUAAUUACGCAAAAAGGAGCUGUGACAAAAGUUAAGGAUGAUAAAUAACAUCAGAGCUGGUGAUUUUUGUCAGCGGUUGUCUGUUAUUCAUCCUCAUUAGCUGUUCCAUUUAGUCGCCUGGGUUUUAAUGUUGGCAUUAAUAUUAAUGUCUCCCUGCUUUGUGUUGACUGUUGUUCUUAAAGAGAGAUGGCUGAUAAACAGAGUAGCAGACCCCCCAUUCAUCCAGCUCAGAUAAGGCCUUCUGCUCUUACUGCGAUGCUGGAUGUUCUCACUGAGAACAUGGCUACUGGCUUAUCUUCAUCACUGCGUUACUUAGUAAGUUGAUUGCGUCUUGUGUGAGGUGAAAUGCUGACUGGCUGAUACAGGACCUACUUGAUGUCCUUAAACUUGCAACUUGUACAGACAUUGUUCCAUGUGUUCCAUGUGUCCCUCUCCAACGGCUAGAGCAGCGGCGCCUGGAGCUGACAGAAGUGUGUGUGACGCUGAGCGUGGCCUUUGUCAUUUGUCUCACUCUGCCCUUUCUAGAGUCCCCCCCCCCCCCCCCCACACACACCAAAACCUCCCACAGUGUAACCUUACCACUGAGUGUGCCCAGAGCAGCCCAAGACAAGAGUGGGUGUAUGUUUGUGCCUCUGCGUUUACAAAAAUGUGUCUGGCUUUGGGCAGUGCUGACUGUCACUUCCCUGCCUUUUCCCUGUCUCAGACUUCCAGCCAGGCUUGAGAUCAUGGUGUCAGGCAGGGGGAGACAGACACUGGCAAGGAGGAGAGAGGAGAGGAGACAUUUCCACUGCAGACCAGGAACUUUCUCUGCACACCAUCUCCAUCUUCUAUUCUAUUAUUUCCUCACUCCACUGUUUUUCAUUUCUUCACUGCCAUCCAUCGUUUUUUUUUUUGUUCAUGCCUAGGAAGGAGAUGAAAGCCCAGCGCAAUUAGGCUUCUUAUCGUUUUAAUUAAGAAAGCCACUCGUCCAUAUCUCCCUCCUCCUCCGCUUGUCCUCCACAACAGUAAUGAGACUGGGAUGCCAAAUCACAAGUAUUAUUCUGUGUGUCCUGGUAACACACUUGCAAACACCCCCCUCACCAUUUUUAUCAGUUUCGUCUCCAAUCACUAUUCCCACUGGCCCCUCAUUCCAAACAGCCGCUGUUUCUCUCUCCUUGUUUUCCAGGUCCUCAAAGACGUAAGGUCACAACAGCCAUCGUCAAGUGAGCACCAAGUGUCUCAAAGUCAGCUGAAGUGUAUUUGACUGUACUGUGUGUUAGUAAUGUCUGCCUGCUGUGCAGUGUAGACCUCUCUCCCCUCAGACAUCAUUGAGCAGUAAAGGGGUGUGAAGUGAAAAGCAAUGCAUAUAUUCCACUCCACCCCCAUGGCAUCCCACUUAUCUGUAGUCAAGUAAAACAUGUUCUCAUUCUACUUUCUAUUUACAUGAGAACGGGGCUACACGCCUGUGACUAAACUAUUCCUGGCUUUUGGGGUUUUCUUCCUUAAAACUGAAGGGGAAACUGUAAAUAUACUAUUACUGAUGUUAACACCCAUCCAGUUCCUCUGCUACCCCCAUCCUCCUCUCUACCCCCCUCCUCCCCCAUUGCCCCGGUCUAUCAGUGCAGAGCAGUGGUCUGUGAAGAAAUUCCCAAUAUCUAAAUUUACACACUGUAUCAAUCUUGUUUAAUAGACUAGAAAGCUUAUUGCUCCGGUGCGGAGCCGGGAGAGAGGGCAGCGGUGAUAAAUUGCGGCGUCCCUGCGACAGCCACCCGUGAUGUAUAAUGAAAUAUUUAUGAUUUAUCCCGGCUAAUAAACUGAAAUGAAGUGCGUGAUGUAUGGGAACAGAUGGGCCCUCUAUUGAUGCUGUGCUCGGCGGAGGCAGAGAGGAGAGAGAGAGAGAGAGGAGAGGGAGGGAGGGAGGCAAUGGGAGAGGAAGAGACACUGUAGAAAGGAGGGGAGAGAGCGAGAGAGAAAUGGGAGAUAGAGAGGAGGGGAUGGAGUCGCAGGACUGAAAGCGGAGCGUGCUGAAAGAGGCAGGAUGGAUAGAGGGAUGUAGAGGAAAGAUGAAUGUAUUUUGGGAGGUUGAGAUGAUGGAGUGGGUGAGUGAUAGAGGGGAGAUGAGAGACUGUAACUAAACUGCUUUUGAUUUAUGCUUAAGUCUUUAUCUAGUAUUUCCUUACCUUGAUACCAUAUACGAUGGUAAGUGUGUACUAUGUAUAUGAUAAUGUACACUGAUAUGAUCUGAGUCAUAGAAUGUAGAGGUGACUGUAUGGUCUGGUAGAAGUGAGACUGAAUAGAAGGUCAUGUCGUAGUUCUCUUCUCCUGAUGCUGUAUCUCUAAUGAAGGCAGUCAGAGAGAGAGGCUGGGUGACCUUGUGCAUCUGUCACCUGCUGCACCUUCCACUUGUCCUCCACCAGUCACCACCCACCAGCCCUGGGCCAGGCGCCGUCUCCAGCACCCGCUUAACCCCCUCAUACGCAGCCCAAUACACCCCAAUACACCCCCACACCUCUCACAUACCUCAAUACACCCCCACACCUCUCAUACACCUCUCACACACCCCAAUACACCCCCACACCUCUCACACACCCCAAAACACCCCCACACCUCUCACACACCCCAAUUCACCCCCAAACCUCUCACACAGCCUUCAUUUCCCUCUCCCUGCCUCAGCUGGGGACUCUGUAAUGAUCCACCAGAACUCUCGCCUUCUCUCCACACCUCCCCCUCGCCCUCUCUCAGUCCCACACUCAUCCUCCACAAUGACCCACUUCCCCUCCUCAUCAUCCCCCAGCCCCAGCUGAGCCCUCACACUCAAUAACCAGCCCCCACCAACCACCCACACACACACUUCCAACACCCCCACACGCACACACAUAACCUCCUCUUUCCACACGCCACUCCCAAACACACACAACUACAGUUCUCCCCCGUGGUCACACCAGUAGGUGUCUAGCAUGUCUCUUCUGUCUGAGGGCACAGCUCCAGAAUGACAGUCAGUCAGUAUUCCACUCAGCUCCUCUCCUCAGCCUCUCUGAGCCCUGGCUGAUAGGUGUGGCGUUUUUCGCUGAAAGAAAGUGUUACCUAGUGAUGAGGUGUCAGGUGGCCUGGAUGUCAGCCAGCUCCCAGAUAUGGUCCACGGAUGUUUGUGUUUUUUUUAUAUAUUAUAUAGGCUGUUGUUCUUACAGUGCCACUGAGACAGCCCGGCACACCUGAGUCUUGGCGUUGUGCUGCUAAUCAGUGGUGUGCAUGGGGGAGGUAAUUAAGGGGAACAGCUGAGCUGCUCUCUUUCUCUCUUUCCUCUCAGCUAUUUGCCCAAGAGAUAGAGCCAGAGCAGGUUCAAUACUCACUUAUUAGAAAGCAGAGGGGAAAGCAUCAGCAGCCCUGGGUGUGUGUUUUCGUGCAUGUGUGCAGCGUCCAGGAUAUUGCCAUUCACCUGCUGAUUGAUGGAGCUCUCAGUCUCAGCUGUUCUGCUGUGGUCUGGACUGUGCUGGCCAUGUUUACUGUGGUUCCACUGAGUCUCUGACACGCUAAUGAAGCAGGCCUGCUUUGUGGUACUAUGAGCCCACCCUCUCUACCUCCUCCACACACAAGCCUGUGGUCCUCUGUAGCUCAGCUGGUAGAGCACGGCGCUUGUAACGCCAAGGUAGUGGGUUCGAUCCCCGGGACCACCCAUACACAAAAAUGUAUGCACGCACGACUGUAAGUCGCUUUGGAUAAAAGCGUCUGCUAAAUGGCAUAUUAUUAUUAUUAUUAUUAUUAUUAGACACAAUAUGGCAAGUCAUAUGACAACCCGUUGGGAGUAGGGGUUGAAUUAUGGCGUUUGUGCGUUUUUCAGUACAUGGUAGAUGUGCAUACCUUUGAUAGACGAGGACUGUUAAGCAAUUUUUGUUUAGCGUGGGCUUGUUUUGCUGUGUUUCUCCUAUCUAAGCCCAGUCUUCCUGUGUUUGUAUGGUGUCCUGUAGGGGACACAGCGGUCUAUAAGGAUGGGGUGUACUGGAUCAUGGGCCGCACCUCAGUGGACAUCAUAAAGAGUGCAGGAUAUAAGAUCAGUGCUCUGGAGGUGGAGCGACACCUGCUAGCCCAUCCUGACAUCACAGGUAAACACACCCUCCAUUGGCACCUUGGCCUAAAUACUCUGACUUUUGUGUUUACAUUUACAUUUUACAUUUUAGUCAUUUAGCAGACGCUCUUAUCCAGAGCGACUUACAGUUAGUGAGUGCAUACAUUUUUCAUACUGGUUUCCAUGGCUGGCACCAUUAGAUUAGCACCAUUUAGAUUUGUUGGGUUUAAACAACAUUAAUUAUUUUACUAGUUGACAUAUUACAGUAGCUUUCAGGGUGUAUCUUAUUUCAGGGUGUUAUGCUGAUGCCCAUGUGUGGUGACCCUUGACCUCUCAGAUGUGGCUGUGAUUGGAGUUCGGGACGCCACCUGGGGACAGAAGGUGACAGCGGUGGUGCAGCUGAAGAGGGGGCUGAGCAUGACCCUGUCAGAGCUGAAGACUUGGGCCAGGUAACAGGCAACACAAAGGACAUUAUUGUCACACUAGUUUUACAGCGCCAUAAAGCAGCAUUAGUAAAAAAAUAUAGAUACAUAACUCCCAAUACCUGUAGAGGUAUUUAUUUCAAAACCACUCAUUUUACCACGUCCAUUAAGGUGCUUAUAAAUCGUAGAUCUCUUGUAUUACAAACGUGUGCCAGACCGAAUUCUAAUAGAUAUUGGAUGUAUUGGUAUGUCUGCUAGCUAGUUAGCUAUGCUUUGUCAUGCUACUCCAUUCCAUCAGCUAGUUGGUGUUUAGGGUUCUGUGGCUUUACUAUUUGGGAACAUACGAAAACCUUAAAUUGUGUGUUUUUGAAAAUAGAAUGGCGUCCACUGCAUUUAUUGAAUUAGAGGAAGACUUCACUGCUCAGUCCCCCAAGGAGUCAUCCAGACUUGUUUAUAGUAACUGCUGCUGAAGCCACAAAAUCAAUGAGAGAGAGAGGUGAGAGAGAGGUGAGAGAGAGAGAGAGCAAGAACUCAUUUAACUGAAGGGGCCAAGGGCAGAUGUGGACUGAAGAAGGGAGGUUGAGGAAAUUAGGGAUUUUGAUGGAGGACUCUCUGUCUGGCAGGCAAGCCGUUUCGGUCUUGGCUUCUUUUUUUCCCUAAAUGUCACUGUGGUUUGUUUUGCCCCCCAACACUGGCAGAAGACACAUGUCCCUUUCUGUGGAAUGGCUCAGGGCAUGUCUCUCUCCUUCUCUCUCUCCCGCCCUGUGCCACCCCCCCUCUCUCUUUCACUCGCUCUCUGUAUUCUUUCUUUCUGUCUCUCUCCGUCUCUCUCCCUCCAUCUGUCUUUGUCUUUCUCUCUAGCACUCUCUGCCCACCCCGUUUGCGUGUGUGUGCUGUGGGCUCCAUAUGGUGCGGGGGUGUGCAGGCCCUACUGCUGUGCCCUGCUGGUCCUGCAUGGUGGAUUAACAGCGCUGCCUGUCUGCCAAUGACCCUGUCCCCCUCACCCACAGGUGCUGCCUGCGGACGGGCAAGCACAGGGCCAAGGCAGGGCCAGCCAGGGUGAAGGAGAUGAGAGGAGGAACAGAAAGGGAGAGAGAGAGGAGGGGGGACACAAACAAGUGCAUGGAUGCUCACUCCUCAGUGCCCCGGCUUCAGCUGUCACUCUGUAUCUGUGUCAAGCGCUGUGUUCCUCACUAGCUAGUGCAGACACACACAUAUACAUACACACACAACAGGCAGAGCCUCCGAGAGAUGGGUGCGUAGUGUACAGACAUGAACAAGCCCCAUUAGACAGACACACACCCACGUGCACAUAGUUGUCUGACACAGUCAUGCAGUCACAUGUAUAGAGAGAGACAGAACCGUAUGCUGCGAGGGACAGAAGUACGCUAUGCUACAGUAUGAUAUAUUGAUUUACUAUUCUCUGUCUAUCGCCACAACACAGCCAUUAGAUAAUAAAAAAAGCUUCAGGCUUCACGACUCGACAUAACAACCAUGCAUUCAAAAUGGAAAACAUUUAAUUAGCUCAGCCUUCUGUUUUUGCCAUGACUUUUUGUUUUUUAUUUUGUGCUGAUUAUAUUGUUUUGUAUUAACCAAAUAGGAAAUGUCUUGAAGUAGUCUGGGGGAUAAUACUGAGGGAGAGAGGCGCUCUAGUGUGUAUGAAGGACGUUCUCUUAUCUCUCAAACUGACUGCAACACCAGAGGCUCAGCCUUUGUUCCGCUGUAAUUGUUAUUGUGUGUACGCUCAAGUAGUGUCUCAUGGCUUUGUGCCUGUGUGCGUGUGCCUGUGUGUUAAGCAGUAGAAGUGUUAAUAUGUGAAGGCCUUUAUAUGUGUUUCUGUCCUGUGUGUUAAUUGUCCUGUGUUGUGUUUCAGAGAGCACAUGGCUCCGUACACCAUCCCUACAGGCCUGGUCCUUGUGGAGGAGAUGCCCAGGAACCAGAUGGGGAAGGUCAACAAGAAGGACUUACUCAAGCACUUUUUCCCCAGCUAACUAGUAGAGAAGCCUGCACCUCCUUCACGCCCCACCUCCUCCAUGACACCUCCCUCCAGCAGGAGCAGAGACCCUCAUCAUACUACAGUAAACCAUCGAGAUGUACCCCAAGUGACUGACUCACCAGACAGUGGUCUGGGGAAGAAUGAAGAGACCUCAUUGAGGAUCCCACUAACUACACCAUUGACCCCACUCAGCUCUGAGUUAGUGGUAUAAAUACUGUAGGACUGUUCACUGCUGGGCCUGGAGGCACUGAGCUCAGCAGUGCUGUGUCUUACACAUGAUUAAACUGCUGUAGAGAUAUAUUUAGUUUGGCCGCUAUGAUAGAGAACUGAUUUAAUACGAUAACGCUGUGGUGCCUUCUUUAAAGACUGAGUGCUACGAUCAUUAGCAUGACUGGGGAUCAUGACAUGAAUAAUUAUGCAAACACACAAGUACAUUAAGAAACUGUGAAAAUGAUAAGAGCAGCAAGAGAUCCUUGACAUUAUACACAGAAGAAGAAGAGAGGGGAAUACAGUGCAUUCUUAAAUUGUUCAUAAUUACAAUCCAGAUGGAUGCCCUUGAAUUGGCAAUGAAGUUUAUUUUAAUGUAAUAAAAUGGAUGAUGUAUG